CUACUAGUACAAGUUACCUCAUUAUAAAAAACAAUAUACCAUAAGUCAUAACCAAACCAAAAAAUAUCAAGAGUUUCAUUAACCAUGGCUUCUUCAAAACAAGAACAAUCUUCCACCAACAAAGAGCUCCCACUAAAACAAAUCCCAGGCAGCUAUGGCCUCCCUUUCAUCGGACCGAUCUUCGACCGACACGACUACUUCUACAACCAAGGAAGAGACAAAUUCUUCUCAACAAGAAUCCAAAAAUACAACUCAACAAUCUUCAGAACCAACAUGCCACCAGGUCCCUUCAUUUCCUCAAACCCAAGAGUCAUAGCACUCUUAGACGCCGCAUCUUUCCCGAUACUCUUCGACAACAAAAAAGUCGAAAAACUCAACGUCCUCGACGGCACAUUCAUGCCGUCGACAAAAUUCACCGGUGGUUACCGUGUAUGUGCUUACCUAGACACAACUGAACCAAACCAUGCACUUAUCAAAGGUUUCUAUCUUAAUACUCUUUUAUUAAGAAAAGACACUUUUAUCCCUCUCUUUAAGACUAUACUUUCUGAUGGUUUUAAUGAGAUUGAAGAUGGGCUUUCUAGUAAAAGUGGUAAAGCUGAUUUUAACUCUAUGGUGAGUGUGGCUUCGUUUAACUUCAUGUUUAAGCUAUUUUGUGAUGAUAAAAACCCUUCUGAAACUAUCCUUGGUGAUCAAGGUCCUAAAAUGUUUGAUACUUGGUUACUCUUUCAACUUGCUCCACUUGCAACUUUAGGACCUCCUAAGAUUUUCAAUUAUCUUGAAGAUAUCUUGCUACGUACGGUGCCCUUUCCUGCUUGUUUGACAAGGUCCUCUUACAAGAAGCUCUAUGAAGCAUUUUCUACUUCAGCUACAACAAUGUUAAACGAAGCCGAAAAAGCCGGUUUAAAAAGAAGCGAAGCUCUCCACAAUAUCAUUUUCACCGCAGGCUUCAAUGCAUACGGUGGCCUAAAGAAUCAAUUCCCAAUCCUCUUCAAAUGGUUAGGUUCAUCUGGCGAAGAGCUUCACAAAGAACUCGCAAACGAGAUAAGAACCGUGGUAAAACAAGAAGGCGGAGUAACAAUUCAGUCGUUAGAAAAAAUGCCGUUAGUUAAAUCAGUUGUCUAUGAAGCGAUGCGAAUUGAACCUGCUGUGCCUUAUCAAUAUGCAAAAGCAAGAGAAGAUUUAAUCGUGAAGAGUCACGACGCGGCUUUUGAAAUAAAAAAGGGUGAGAUGAUAUUUGGAUACCAACCUUUCGCGACAAAAGAUCCUAGGGUUUUCGAUGAUCCUGAGGUUUUUGUGGCGAAGAGGUUUGUCGGCGAAGGUGAGAAGUUAUUGAAGUAUGUUUUGUGGUCUAAUGGGAAAGAAACUGAAGAGCCUUCUGUGGGGAAUAAACAAUGUCCUGGGAAGAAUCUUGUUGUGCUUUUGUGUAGAUUGUUAUUGGUGGAGUUUUUCUUGCGUUAUGAUACUUUUGAGAAUGAGACUAAAAAUAAUGCUUUUGGUGCUGCUGUUUCCAUUACUUCACUCACCAAGGCUUCUAGUGUUUGAAUUUGAUUUUGCAUUUCGUUUAUAGUUAUUGUUUUGUUCUUCCUUUUGGAUUGUUUCUUCUCAAUUUAGAAUUUGGAGUUGAAUAUUGUACAAGUUUGUUUAAUAAUUUGUGUUUUCCAUUCUUUGUUAA
This is a messenger RNA of Medicago truncatula (barrel medic), 1672 nucleotides long. RefSeq names its product allene oxide synthase 3. The transcript is spliced from 2 exons. Gene Ontology annotation, molecular function: iron ion binding; heme binding; monooxygenase activity. The record is from RefSeq and is a predicted model, not a curated record. Bases 85 to 1542 code for a protein of 485 amino acids. NCBI's taxonomy places the organism in Eukaryota, Viridiplantae, Streptophyta, Magnoliopsida, Fabales, Fabaceae. Gene Ontology annotation, biological process: sterol metabolic process.